This is a messenger RNA of Malus domestica (apple), 1218 nucleotides long. RefSeq names its product pectinesterase inhibitor 6-like. The record is from RefSeq and is a predicted model, not a curated record. NCBI's taxonomy places the organism in Eukaryota, Viridiplantae, Streptophyta, Magnoliopsida, Rosales, Rosaceae. Gene Ontology annotation, biological process: negative regulation of catalytic activity. Gene Ontology annotation, molecular function: enzyme inhibitor activity.
CACCCUCUAGGACCCUUUAAUAAGCUUAUUAACCCUCUCAAAUUUCAUCCUUCUCCGAUUUAACGCUCUUCCGUUCUUCAUCAUACCUUAUCUGAGGUGACCGAGGAAUCGUGUCAUUCGAGCCUUUUGUUACAUGUUUUUCCUAGAUUUCCAGAGAAAUCUGCAAUCAAUAGGAUUUUAUUCCUAGUACUCUCUUUUGAAAAGAAAAGCAUUGAAAAUUCUUUUUCCUUUCCGCAAUGAAAAUGGCAUCUUGUAGCAGUUAUAUUUUUGUGUCACUCAUUUUUCAUGCAAUAUGGCUGAUUUGUUCAACCCAAUUAUUGGUAUCUGGAAAGGGGGACAAAACUUAUGUCCAAGAGGCCUGCAGUAAUUAUGUCCAAGAGGCCUGCAGUGUGACCAGGUAUCGGGAUGUUUGCAUCCACUCGCUCUCACCGUUUUCGAGCUCAGCCAAGAACAGCCCGAGCAGGUGGGCCCGAGCCGGGGUUUCAGUUUCAUUGAGCGAGGCCAAGAGUGCCACUCGGUACUUGGUAACUCUGAAAACGCACGGGGGUGGUUUGAAGGGGAGAAACGAAGUUGCUUUGUCCGACUGCAUUGAGUGCUUUCAGAACGCGAUCGACGAGCUUCACAAAUCGCUCGAUGUUCUGAGGACGCUGACUAAGAUGACAUUCGACACGAAAAUGGCGGACCUGAAUACCUGGCUCAGUGCUGCCCUAACCAAUGGAGACACGUGCUUGGAUGGCUUUGAGGGCCAGAAUGGAAAACCAGUCAAAUUGCUACAAGACAGGGUUUUGAAAGUUACCUAUAUCACCAGUAAUGCACUGGCUCUUGUUAACAAACUUGCGACUACUGGCUUGGGAAGCCUUCCUAAUUUGUAGGAAGAGAAGAUUAAUGAUUGUAUAUGUUGUGUUUAAUUAACAUGUGAUUGGGUGAUGGGCAUGGGCGGAUUCAUAGAGGGGCUGGGGUGGUCUCGGGACCAUGCAUGGUCUGGGAAAAACGCCUAUGGAGGUCCUUCUAGGACCCUCCAAAUGUUUGGUAAGGGAGGACCGUUAUAUUCCUAGGGUUCUACAGUGUAAGCAGUUUUAUUUUUUAUUGUUAAACGCCAUAUAGUUAUAAGCUUAUAGUCUAAGCAAUUUCAUUCAAGGAGGGUGAAUGAGGUGUAGGCUUGCAGCAGACUUCUCAUGAGGAAGAAGACCCAUAUAAAACCCUCUCUAUUCCUUUGAA